Messenger RNA from Capsicum annuum, 2046 nucleotides. Its product is annotated as putative disease resistance protein At3g14460. The transcript is spliced from 4 exons. Bases 146 to 1690 code for a protein of 514 amino acids. The record is from RefSeq and is a predicted model, not a curated record. NCBI's taxonomy places the organism in Eukaryota, Viridiplantae, Streptophyta, Magnoliopsida, Solanales, Solanaceae.
UAGAGGGACACAAUUUCCAAAUUGGCUAGAUGAUCAUUCGUUUCUUAAGCUGCUAGUACAAUUGUCUCUUCGCAACUGCAAGGACUGUUUUUCCUUGCCAGCACUCGGACAACUUCCUUGUUUGAAAUUCCUUUCCAUUAGAGAGAUGCAUUCGAUAACAGAGAUAACGGAGGAAUUCUAUGGUAUUGUGUCCUCCAGAAAGCCUUUUAACUCUCUUGAGGAGCUUAAAUUUGCAGAGAUGCCUGAGUGGAAGCAGUGGCACGUACUAGGGAAUGGAGAGUUUCCUGCACUUCGGGACCUUUCCAUUGAAGAUUGCCCCAAGUUGAUGGGGAAGUUGCCUGAAAAUCUUUGUUCUCUGACAAAAUUGAGAAUUUCAAGAUGUCCUGAACUCAAUUUGGAGACACCCAUCCAACUUUCAAGUCUAAAAAGGUUUCAAGUUGAUGGUUCUCUUAAGGCUGGAGUUGUUUUUGAUGAAGCUGAACUGUUUAUCUCCCAACUUGAGGGAAUGAAGCAGAUUGAGGAAUUAGAUAUUAGUGAUUGCAACUCUCUUACCUCCUUGCCUACUAGCACUCUGCCGAGUACCUUGAAGACAAUAAGGAUAUGUCAUUGCCGGAAAUUGAAAUUGGAGACUUCAGUUGGUGAGAUGAAUUCUAACAUGUUUCUGGAGGAAUUGAGACUGGUUGAAUGUGAUUCUGUAUCAUCACCUGAGUUGGUCCCAAGAGCACGCAAUUUGUGGAUAGAGAGUUGCCAAAACCUUACUAGGUUUUUGAUUCCUAAUGGGACUGAAAGAGUCGAUAUUUGGUUUUGUGAGAAUCUUGAAGUACUACUUUCGGUGGCAUGUCGGACCCAGAUGACGUCAUUGUGUAUUUCGGGAUGCAAAAAGCUGAAGCGGCUGCCAGAAGGCAUGCGGGAACUCCUUCCCUCUCUUAAUAAACUGCGACUGUAUUUUUGUCCAGAAAUAGAGUCCUUUCCUUAUGGAGGAUUGCCCUUCAAUUUACAAAUCCUUGAGAUCGUGUCUUGCGAGAAACUGGUGAACGGCCGAAAGGAGUGGCGUCUGCAAAGACUCCAUUCUCUCAGAGUGUUACACAUCUCCCACAAUGGCAGUGAAGAAGAGAUUGUUGGUGGUGAGAAUUGGGAGUUGCCUUGCUCUAUUCGAAGUCUUGGCAUACGCAAUCUGAAAACAUUAAGCAGCCAAGUUCUGAAAAGCCUCACCUCUCUUGAAUGUCUAUAUACUGAAGAUUUACCUCAAAUUCAGUCACUACUGGAACAAGGGCUUCCCUCCUCUCUUUCUGAGCUACGUUUGAGAGACCAUGAUGAGCUCCAUUCACUACCGACUGAAGGUCUUGGGCACCUCACUUCGCUUCAAAGUCUAAAGAUCAGUAAUUGCUAUCAACUCCAAUCUUCUGCAGAAUCAGUGCUGCCCUCCUCCCUCUCUAAGUUGACCAUCAACAAUUGCCCUAUUCUCCAAUCACUUCCCGAAUCAGGGUUUCCCUCCUCCCUCUCUGAGCUGACCAUCUGGAAUUGCCCUAAUCUCCAAUCCCUUCCAGUAAAAGGGAUGCCCUCUUCCCUCUCUAAACUAUCUAUUCGCGAAUGCCCAUUUGUCAAACCACAACUAGAAUUUGACAAGGGGGAGUACUGGACAGAAAUUGCUCACAUCUCCACCAUAGAGAUUGAUGACGACUACCUUUGAUGAUUUAAACCGAAUGGUGCUCUCACAAAUUGUGAAUUUUCUAUUGCUCAAACCACAUCUAGAAUUCGAUAAGGGGGUAUGCUAGCCGAAAAUUGCUCAUAAAUAUUGAUUGGGAGUAUUUGUAAUGAUUAAAACGAGUGGUGCUCCAAUAUAUUGUGUAGCAUCUAUUGCAGCUGUGAAGCCGAGGAGGCAUCUUCAGAUCAAGAUAAAAUAUUUAUAUUUGCACUGAAACAUUCAAAAAGAAAUCUAGUUCAGACGAAAAUACGAUUCGCCAUCAUAAAAGCUCUUCCGCUUUGUUCUGCAUUUUUUCGUUUCUUCCAGGAAAUACAAGCUCACUUUCUCAAUCAGGAAGCCAA